Molecule: messenger RNA, 426 nt
Organism: Arabis nemorensis
Lineage: Eukaryota; Viridiplantae; Streptophyta; Magnoliopsida; Brassicales; Brassicaceae
Source: the annotation of a GenBank genome assembly
AUGAGUAAACUUAACCUCGUAAGUCUAUUGUUCUUCUUCUCUCUUGCGAACUUACCGUUCAUAACCAUAUCGGAGACGCCGUGUCCUUACCCUUGUUACCCGCCGCCAACUGGCGGUGGCUCCACUCAACCGGCCGGUAAUUACCCUCAACCGACCGGUUACUAUCCUCCUCCAACCGGUUAUUACAGUCCUCCUACGUCGGGGAAUGUACCGAAUUACCAGUCUCCACCGUACACCGGAGGUAAUUCCGGCGGCGGAUAUUACGGUCCACCACCACCGGACCCUAUCUUGCCUUACUUCCCGUUCUACUACAGAAAACCUCCUCAUCAAACGGAUCAGUCAUCUUUUGCCGUUAAAUUGAAGGUUAGGAUCGUAACGGUGGUAAAUUUUCUUGCGGUGGUUGCGUUUUUAGUCGGUAACGUUUAG